Messenger RNA from Cooperia oncophora, 279 nucleotides. NCBI's taxonomy places the organism in Eukaryota, Metazoa, Nematoda, Chromadorea, Rhabditida, Trichostrongylidae. The record is from the annotation of a GenBank genome assembly.
AUGAUCGGUAUAGCUUUUAUACUGGGUACGACAUUGAUGUUCUUCGGUCUCACUGCUUCCGUCGCCUGUUUCGCCUUCAAUGUCCCAUUCCUAUACACUGUAUAUGCAGCAUGCGGCGCAUUACUUUCAAUGCUCUACUUAGCGAUCGAUGUCCAGAUGUUGAUGGGUGGACGAAUGUUCGAAAUUUCCGCUGAAGAAUACGUAUUUGCUGCAAUGCAAAUAUUUCUCGACAUUCUCAACAUUUUCCUGUUUAUUUUGCAAAUCUUUGGUAAAAAUUGA